AUGUCCGAUGAGCUCCAGCUCGAAGCUCUCGGGCAUCGUGGAGAACUGCAGCGGAACUUCUCGCCAUUGUCCAUGCUAGGCCUUUCCUUCGCUAUUCUCAAUUCUUGGACUGCACUUUCUGCCUCGCUCUCACUGUCCUUGCCCAGUGGCGGAUCGACUAGCGUGAUAUGGGGUCUGGUAACAUCGGGGGUGUGCAAUCUGUGUCUCGCGGCCUCGCUCGCAGAAUUCUUGUCUGCAUACCCAACAGCCGGUGGCCAAUAUCACUGGGUUGCAGUUAUCGCCUGGAAGAGAUGGGUACCUCUACUAUCGUGGAUUACCGGAUGGAUCAAUGUCUCAGGCUGGAUUGCGCUGGUCGCUUCUGGGGGGCUCCUCGGCUCUCAACUCAUUGUUGGUGUCAUAUCGCUCUAUCACCCAUCCUACACGCCUGAGCGUUGGCAUCAAUUCCUCAUCUACAUCGCCUACAACGUCAUCGCGUUCGUGGUCAACGCUUUCAUGAACUCCUCCCUACCCUACGUGAACAAAGCGGCAAUCACUUGGUCCAUCACUGGCUUUGUUGUCAUCUCAAUUACUGUCCUUGCGUGCGCUUCGCCGAACUACGCAUCCGCGGAAUAUGUCUUUGCCGAGUUUCUGAAUGAGACUGGCUGGCCAGAUGGCAUUGCUUGGUUGCUUGGACUGCUCCAGGGAGGAUUAGGACUGACGGGAUUUGAUGCGUGUGCACAUAUGAUCGAGGAGAUACCGAAUGCUUCCAUCGAAGGCCCCAAGAUCAUGAUCUACUGCGUUUGCAUAGGUACAUUCACGGGCUUCAUAUUCCUCAUGGUCAUGCUUUUUGUAUCCGGUGGUGAUGCGGAGAAGAUCAUAUCAUCGCCUGCCGGACCGUUACUCCAGAUCCUAGUCAACGCGACCUCAAGCCGCGCCGGAGCCGUCUGUUUGUUGAUCUUCCCUCUCAUCUGCCUUCUCUUCGCGACAACAUCCAUCAUGACCACAUCGUCCCGCAUGACCUACGCCUUCGCCAGAGACCGAGGUCUUCCAUUCUCGCGAUACUUCGCCAAAGUUCACGACCGGCUCGGUCUACCGCUCAACUCCCUCUGCCUCACCACCGCCCUCGUCAUCAUCUUCGGCUGCAUCUUCCUCGGCUCGUCGAGCGCCUUCAAUGCCAUCAUCUCCGCAUCAGUCGUUGCCCUAGGCGUCAGCUACGCCAUCCCUAUCGCAGUCAAUGUCCUGCAAGGCCGCAAGAAACUCCCUCCGCGGCCAUUCGUACUCCCAGUCGCGUUCGGCUGGUUUGCAAACCUUCUGGGCAUUGCGUACGUUAUCAUCACCACUGUGUUAUUCGUCUUCCCGCCCGAACUCCCGGUGACAGGCAGCAAUAUGAACUACUGCAUUGUCGCAUUCGCUAUCAUCAUCAUCAUAAGUACGGUCCAAUGGUUCGUGGAUGGGCGCACGAACUUCACCGGCCCUCGUCAUGACAUGGGGUUGGAAGUCGUGGAGGCCGUGGAGAGCAUUAGGAAGGAAACGGAAAGCCCGGACGAUUUGGCAAAUAAAAGGGAUAGUGUGAGUCGGACGGUAUGA
Molecule: messenger RNA, 1566 nt
Organism: Aaosphaeria arxii CBS 175.79
Lineage: Eukaryota; Fungi; Ascomycota; Dothideomycetes; Pleosporales
Product: amino acid permease
Exons: 2
Coding region: 1-1566 (521 amino acids)
Biological process (GO): transmembrane transport
Cellular component (GO): membrane
Molecular function (GO): transmembrane transporter activity
Source: RefSeq, a predicted model, not a curated record